Clunio marinus is the source of this 366-nucleotide messenger RNA. Lineage: Eukaryota; Metazoa; Arthropoda; Insecta; Diptera; Chironomidae. The record is from the annotation of a GenBank genome assembly.
AUGACACUUUAUCAGAAUUUAGAAAGAUUUUCAUCUCCCAAGUCAGGAGAAGCAAGAAAGAUGAAAAACCUUGUUGCAACUGGUUCUGAAAAAUUCUUGAUUUUACAGUUUCUUCUUAACUACAGUUUAGAAUAUUUAUACAUACAAUCUCAUUAUUUUAAUGUACCAAACAUUUCUCCUUAUGUCUUCUUAUUCUUCCCUUCCACGCCAGAUUGGUUUCGACCUCUAAUACUUCAGCUGAAUAUAGGAAGUGAGUUUAAAUCCAAAGUUGUUGUGAUAAUGAUACGAAAACUGCGAAAACAAAAAUGUUUGCAAGCUCACAAGGUUAAUAAGAUGCUCGUUUUUCAUGUUGACAUCAUUUAUUAA